Molecule: messenger RNA, 2411 nt
Organism: Mus pahari (shrew mouse)
Lineage: Eukaryota; Metazoa; Chordata; Mammalia; Rodentia; Muridae
Gene: Itgb3bp
Product: integrin subunit beta 3 binding protein
Exons: 7
Coding region: 210-509 (99 amino acids)
Biological process (GO): regulation of DNA-templated transcription; CENP-A containing chromatin assembly
Cellular component (GO): nucleoplasm
Source: RefSeq, a predicted model, not a curated record
AUUCUGACCUUAGACUCCCUGCACCAUUUCCUUGCACACGUUCGGGCUCUUUCUCGCGCGGAGACUGUUUCCGGCGAGCUGCAUUCGGUGUGACACCUCAUCCAGCGCUUACUACGCGGGCUUUUUACGCUUCCGCGUUCGCGGUUUCUCAGUUGUUUCUAUCCAGCAACGGAGUCCCGCAAUGCCAGUUAAAAGAUCACUGAAACUGGAUGAUCAGUUUGAAAAAAAUAUUCAUGGUGUUGCUAUCUAAAAUUGAGAGAUCAUCAGAGAAAACCAUGGAGAUAAUGAAAAAUCUAAGUAGUAUACAGGCUUUGCAGGGCAACAGACAACUUGAAGAUCUCAUUGGUGUUUCCCUAGUACCAUGCUCCUUAAAAAGAGAAGCAAGGAAAACCAAAGAGCUAAUGACUAAAGUAAUAAAACAAAAGUUGUUUGAAAAGAAAAAAUCAAGAGUUCCUCCCAAAGAUCAUCAUCUUGACAGCUUUGAAUUCCUUAAAGCCAUUUUGAACUGAGUGUUAUCUUCAAAUCUGACAACUGUGUCAACCUACCUGGAUACUAGUCAAGCCAUAAGAAUGCAGACCAGCCUGAAGUAAAGAGUCAGUGAAAGACUGUCAUGUUUACAACCCUUCUUAAAAGACAGGUAGAUGAUAUGCUGAGUAUUCUAAAUAGGAAAAAAUAAAGGCAUUCACUGUGUGCUGCCUUUGUGUGCAAAAAUCUGUGUAUAUGCCUGUAUGUAUGUUUGUGAGUACAGGUAUAUAUUUACCAUGGCAUAUGUAUGGAGCUCAGAGGACAACCUCAGGUGUCAGUGUGUUUUCUACAUUUAGACAAGGUCUCUUGUUCAAAUAUACACCAAUUUAGCUGACCUGUAAGCUCCCAGUGAGGACUGGGAGUCUAUGUGCAUGCCACUGCCUCUGUCUGGCUUUAGAUGGGUUCUAGCAAUCAAAUGCAGGUUCUCACACAGCCAUCCCCCAAGCUCACCACUGUGCAUGAUUUCUAACUGCUGAUGAAAACAAAGGAAAGAGCCACAUGGCUGCAGGAAGGUUUCAGUCCGCAGUUGCCACUGACACAGUACUCCUAAGUCUAAAUGAGAUUCUCUGUCACCACUAGGAGUCCCCAGUAGGACACAGUGAAUAGGAAUCUGUCAUAGUCACCACACCCCACUUCUUGGCAGCUGUUGAAGGAAGCACCUGCUGGAAGCCCCUUAAGGCAUGUAGACAAAGGCAUCUAAAUUGUGUUUUCAGUGGGUCACACUGGAGUAUCAAAAUUCUCUCAAAUGUAUUUCUCAUAUUUCUUUACACAAGUAAAGAAUGCUGUCAGAAUAGCCAGAUGAAUUUGUGAAGGUGAAUCUUGCUCAGAAGACUCAAAAAUAAGCAAAUGGGGACUUAUCAAUAUCUAAAGCAAGGGCCAAAUUACAUGGCAAGUAACAUGUAAAUCAUUCCUUAAGUGAUGCAUGAGAUGUAUGUUAAUUUGGAAAUUUGUGAUGAUGUAAUAACCAUCUUCUAUAUCCCAAAGACACUUAGAAGAAAUGCGCUCACUGUGAACGGUGUCUGCAUCUGCCUGAUCAUAUUUAAAGGCACAGAAGAACGUGUGUAAUUAAUCUGUCCAGUAAAUACCAACUUGGAGCACUAGGCAGGUGCAAGUCUAGAUAAAAUUUCUUGCAGCUAAUUUAAACUUUCUGCACACACCAGUAGUUAAUCUCAAUGUAAAUAAUACAUUUCUUCUUCACUCUUUAAUGUAAGCCUUGCAGUACAGUAGUCUUGACUUAUAUACUCUGUACCACAUAUGUUUCUAUAUAUUUUUAACAUUUCUGGCUAGAAUUAUGGCUCUAGUUUUGUAGAGUAACAUAUUUUAUUGGAAUUCACAAUAAACCAGGUGAACAAGCAGCCAGCUUUCCCAUGUACAGUUCCAGCUACUUAUUAAUUUACAGGUUAUUUUAUGUUAAUGAAAAUUUAAAAGUGUGUUGAACAAUACUGGUGUGUAUUGUUCCACUCUAGGGACUAUUGUCAAUGCUUACUGAGAAAAUUAUUGUGAACAUCUUAAGAUUUCAUACAUUUUAAAAACACUGAAAUGAACUAUCAAUACAGACAUAUAAAUAUAAGUUGGUUAUGAAGUAAAUUCAAACUUCAAUGAAUGUAAAGAAAUACCUUUACUAUAGGGCAAGUACAUGGUCCCUUCCAGAUUUUUUUUAAGCAUUAGCUUAGAUGUGUGAGUCUCUGGUGUUUGUGUUACAGUAUGUGUGCUGUCAGCAUGUGGGUGGGGGGAGUCAUCUCUAUUAACAUGGUUUCUAAAACGUUUAUACUUGACCUGAGCUGCAAGGAAAAAAAUGCCUUGGCACUUGCACUACAGUUUGACAAAAUUAACAUGUUACUUGAUUAUAUGACAUUUUGAAAACAGAAGUCUUAUAUGGAAAUGUG